This is a messenger RNA of Anas platyrhynchos (mallard), 1361 nucleotides long. It is a transcript of the gene TRIM63, whose product is annotated as tripartite motif containing 63. The record is from RefSeq and is a predicted model, not a curated record. Gene Ontology annotation, cellular component: cytoplasm. Gene Ontology annotation, molecular function: zinc ion binding. Gene Ontology annotation, biological process: regulation of microtubule cytoskeleton organization. Lineage: Eukaryota; Metazoa; Chordata; Aves; Anseriformes; Anatidae.
CGCGAGGGGCGCCGGCGGCAGAAGCGGGGGCUGUUCCGACGAGGUGCCGUAUAGGAUGGAUUUCCAGCCCAGCAUCCUGCGGGAUGGCAGCCCCAUGGAGAGCCUGGAGAAGCAGCUGCUCUGCCCCAUCUGCCUGGAGAUGUUCAGCAAGCCCGUGGUGAUCCUGCCCUGCCAGCACAACCUCUGCCGCAAGUGCGCCAACGACGUCUUCCAGGCUGCCAACCCCUGCUGGCAGAGCCGGGGCAGCAUCAUCCCGGGGGGCCGGUUCCGAUGCCCCUCAUGCCGCCACGAGGUGCUGCUGGACCGCCACGGCGUCUACGGGCUGCAGAGGAACCUGCUGGUGGAGAACAUCAUCGACAUCUACAAGCAGGAGUGCUCCAGCAGGCCCCUGAAGAAGGGGGAGCACCCCAUGUGCAAGGAGCACGAGGACGAGCGGAUCAACAUCUACUGCGUCACCUGCGAGGUCCCCACCUGCUCCAUGUGCAAGGUCUUCGGGGCCCACAAGGACUGCGAAGUCGCCCCUCUGCAGAGCGUCUUCCAGGGCCAGAAGAGCGAGCUCAACAACUGCAUCUCCAUGCUGGUGGCGGGGAACGACCGGAUCCAGACCAUCAUCUCCCAGCUGGAGGACUCCUGCCGCAGCACCGAGGAGAACAGCGAGGCGGCCAAGCGGGAGCUGUGCGCCCGUUUCGACGCCUUCGUGGCGCUGCUGGAGGAGAAGAAGACGGAGCUGCUGGGGCGCAUCGGCCGCGAGCAGGAGGACAAGACGGGCUUCGUGCAGGGCCUCAUCCACAAGUACAAGGAGCAGCUGGAGAAAUCCAGCCGGCUGGUGGAGACAGCCAUCCAGGCCAUGGAGGAGACCGGGGAGGCCACCUUCCUCAUGAACGCCAAGCAGCUCAUUAAAACGAUCGUGGAGGCCUCGAAGGGCGGCAGGCUGGAGAAAAUCGAGCAAGGCUACGAGAGCAUGGACGCCUUCUCGGUGAGCCUGGACCACCUCGCCGACGCCGUCCGCGCCUUGGACUUCGAAGCAGAUGAGGAGGAUGAGGAGUUCUAUGAGGAGGUGGAGGAAGAGACAGAAGGGGACUCAGCGCCCGGGAGGAUGGUGACAGCACCCUCCCACCACCCUCUCCCUCCCGCAGCCCCCCAGUAGCCGUGGCGGGCGCAGGAUGUCCGGCGACGGGACCUGGGGACGCGCCGAUGGGGGCUGGCUGCCCGGCGAGGCGAUGGCUGCUCCAGCACAGGACACUUUUCUAUACGGGUGCAAAGGAUUAUUCCGCACGUUUUAUAUGUUCCUUGUUUUGUAUAUAAUUGUAACGGAGUUGAAUUUUGUGUAUUUUAUAAAGAAAACCAGUGCUUUGGGCAUU